Molecule: messenger RNA, 2517 nt
Organism: Plenodomus lingam JN3
Lineage: Eukaryota; Fungi; Ascomycota; Dothideomycetes; Pleosporales; Leptosphaeriaceae
Biological process (GO): transmembrane transport
Cellular component (GO): plasma membrane
Molecular function (GO): secondary active sulfate transmembrane transporter activity
Source: RefSeq, a predicted model, not a curated record
AUGGCUUCCACAACCUCCAAGAUCGGCCAUGGCCUUGCGAAGAUCUUGGGGAUCCAACUUCAUUAUCGCAACGAAACCGGUUCCGAGCGGGUAACUCGGGGAGAAAGCGUCUUCACAAUCGACUCGGCCGACGCGUACGUCGAGCAUGAGCCCACCGCCAGGGAAUGGCUACAUGAAGUCAUCCCCACUGGUCAGGAACUCGGCGAGUACGCUUACAGCCUGUUUCCCUUCAUUCACUGGAUUGGCCGGUAUAACCUGCAAUGGUUCAUCGGGGAUCUCGUCGCAGGUCUGACUGUUGGCGCUGUUGUCGUCCCGCAAUCCAUGGCGUACGCAAAGCUGGCGCAGCUUCCCGUCGAGUUUGGGCUCUACUCUUCCUUCAUGGGUGUCCUCAUCUAUUGGUUCUUCGCUACAUCAAAGGACAUCACCAUUGGCCCUGUCGCGGUUCUCUCUACGGUCACUGGUAACGUGGUCCUGAGCGCUGAAGCCAAACUGAAGGACGAGGGCAUAUCGCGAGACAUCAUUGCAUCCUCCCUUGCCAUUGUAGCUGGUGCCAUCGUACUUUUUCUUGGUCUUAUCCGAUUGGGCUGGAUCGUUGACUUGAUCUCUCUGCCAGCCAUCUCGGCUUUCAUGACUGGAUCCGCCAUCAGUAUUGCUGCGGGACAAGUGCCAGCCAUGAUGGGUAUCACUGGUUUCUCAACCAGAGAGCCGACUUACAAAGUGAUCAUCAACAUCUUCAAGUACCUCGGACGGACUGAUAUCAAUGCCUCCUUUGGACUGACGGCUUUGUUCCUGCUAUAUGCCAUUCGCUUCUCUUGCAAUCAGCUGGCUAAGCGCUUUCCCACCCGAGCAAAGUUGUUCUUUUUCCUCAACACUUUGCGAACUGCCUUUGUCAUUCUACUCUACGUCCUGUUUAGCUACCUGGCGAACCGACAGCACAGGGCUAAUGGCACUAAGCCUAUCAUUACAACCCUAGGAUCUGUACCUCGCGGGUUCAAGCACGCUCGCGUCCCCAAUAUUACCACCGACAUGGUCAAGGCAUUCUCCACCGAUCUUCCAUCUGUGGUCAUCGUCCUGUUGAUCGAGCACAUCUCCAUCGCCAAGUCUUUCGGCCGGGUGAACAACUACACUAUUAAUCCUUCGCAAGAACUCGUGGCCAUCGGUGUUAGCAACUGUCUUGGCCCCUUCCUCGGUGCUUACCCGGCGACUGGAUCCUUCUCCCGAACAGCUAUCAAAUCAAAAGCUGGUGUGCGCACUCCCUUUGCUGGUGUCAUCACCGCUGUCGUGGUCCUCCUCGCCAUCUACGCACUCCCUGCCAUGUUUUGGUAUAUCCCAAACGCCGCACUCUCAGCCGUCAUUAUCCACGCUGUCGGUGAUCUGAUCACACCGCCAAAUACUGUCUACCAAUUUUGGAGAAUUUCUCCUCUUGAGGUCUUCAUCUUCUUUGCAGGUGUCAUUGUUACAGUGUUUACCACGAUUGAGAUUGGUAUCUAUGUAACCGUAUCAGUAUCUGCCGCCCUAUUCGGCUUCCGAGCGUUCAAGGCCAAGGGACGAUUCAUGGGGCGAGCCAAAAUCCACUCCGUCGUUGGUGACCAUGUGCUAGACCCACAUGAUGAUGAUAAGAAACGGCCAAGUGGACGCAAGACCCCAGCAGAGAACGAGGAUUCUGUCCGUGAAGUAUUCCUACCCCUCGAUCACCAGGAUGGCUCCAACCCUUCGAUACAACUGCUGGAUCCUUACCCAGGUAUCUUCAUCUACCGAUUCAGCGAGGGCUUCAACUACCCCAAUGCCAACCAUUACCUCGAUCAACUCACAGACACCAUCUUCCAAAAGACCCGCCGCACCAACCCAGCAGGCUUUGCCCGCCCCGGCGACCGCCCAUGGAACGACCCCGGUCCGCGUCGUGGCAAGGAGACCUCUGACGCCGAUGGGCGACCCACACUCAAAGCCAUCAUCCUCGACAUGUCCUCUGUCAACAACGUCGACCUCACAUCGAUCCAAAACCUCAUCGACGUCCGCAACCAACUCGAUAAAUACGCCGCCCCCGACACCGUCGACUGGCACUUUUGCAACAUCAACAACCGGUGGACCAAGCGCGCGCUCGCCGCCGCUGGCUUCGGCUACUACACCCCCGACAACGAAAAUGGCAUCACCCACCGCUGGAAACCCAUCUUCAGCGUCGCCGAAAUCGGCGGCUCCUACUCUGCCGCCGCCGAAGCGGAAGCGGAAGCUAAUCGCCGCGCCCAACGCACUCUGAGCCGCUCGCGAAGCCAUGAUAUCGAAGCUACAGCCCAACAACAGGAGCAGCAGCAACAACAGCAUUCAGAGAGCGAGGGCAACAGCGACGCCGGCAGCUUGAGCAAGCAACUCCAGUACAGCACGGCGUAUGGUGCGACGGACACACAGGUCAAGAGUGGACGGGUUGCAGUGGUGCAGGGCCUGAAUCGGCCAUUAUUCCAUGUCGAUGUUACGGCUGCGCUGAAUAGUGCGCUGGCGAAUGCGCAGAGGAAAAGUCAUUAG